Messenger RNA from Hymenoscyphus albidus, 630 nucleotides. NCBI's taxonomy places the organism in Eukaryota, Fungi, Ascomycota, Leotiomycetes, Helotiales, Helotiaceae. The record is from the annotation of a GenBank genome assembly.
AUGGUCAACAUCAUAGCGUCCUUGUGCCAUCUUGCACGGGAUCCUCUGUAUGAGCAUGAGCGACUCUACCAGAUCUUACCGGCAGCGAAUGAGGCAUAUAAUCAACCUCUAGGCAACAUGAUUGAGGACUGGCACGACGGCAGUCCUUCAUAUCGAGGAUAUUCGUCCAAAGCUGUGAGAAUUGACACUUGAACGGAAUUGCUUUGAGGUACUAUCUCACAUAUCCAGCCAUCCAGUCCUCGAUGAAAAGGUCUCAUGCGCGGACUAUCGAAAGGAAACCACCCAGCUGCUUGCAAAGCACUUGAGUACAGAGAAGGCGGUCUAAUUUGAUCUUCCGGGUAAAUUGUCCUAUUGUGUUCUCGAGAAGUAAAACAGUCUAAUAAACAAUUAUCAGCAUCGAGUUCACAUAACCUUUGAGAAGGGAAUCACCUUAGACUUCAAGAGUCCCACGAAUAAUGAAGGCCCAGCCAUUAUUGCCUAUUCUGGUAAUUUUUAAUGCCCGUACCCUAUAUUAUAUAGCUCAAUCAUACCUCAGAUCACACAUUGGAGAGUGGAUUGACCGCUAUAAACGCCUACCUCGCCGAUGAAGACAAGAAAAAUAUUUGUUCAGAGAAUUCAGGAUACGACUAG